This is a messenger RNA of Rotaria sordida, 1449 nucleotides long. The record is from the annotation of a GenBank genome assembly. NCBI's taxonomy places the organism in Eukaryota, Metazoa, Rotifera, Eurotatoria, Philodinida, Philodinidae.
AUGGCAAGUUUCUUUCGCGGAAAUAUAUUAUCAACACCAUUUCAACAAGCUAUUGAAAAAGCUACUGAUGGAAAUCAACCAACUGAAGAUUGGGCUUUAAUUAUGAAAAUUUGUGAUCAUGUUGUAAUGCAUGAAGAAAGUGCAAAAGAAGCAAUAAAAGUUAUUCGAAAACGUUUACAAAUAAACCCUCUUACAAAUGGAUGGCGUACUAUUGGAUUAACACUUACUUUAUUAGAAGCACUAACAAAAAAUUGUGGAAAAGUUUUUCAUUUACAAAUAGCACAAAAAGAUUUUUUAAAAGAUUUUAAAGCUGUUCUUGCUCCGAAAAAUAAUCCACCGCAAGCUAUACAAGAAAAAAUUCUUGGCAUGAUUCAAACAUGGGCAUUAGCUUUUCAUGAUGAUCCUGAUUUAAUUAAUGUUGAACAUUUUUAUGAAGAAUGUAAACAACAAGGUUUAGAAUUUCCACCAGCUGAACCUGAAAAUAUAAUUAAAGCAGCAGUACCAGCUACAGGAACAAUUGAACGUCCUGCACAAUAUUCGCGAUCAAUAUCUCAACCAGCAGCUGGUACAACACAUCGUCAAAAUCGAUCGAUGUCGGAUACUUCAACCCAACAAGGUACUCAAGAACAUUUGGUUUUAAGACAAAUGACAGCGGAGCAAAUAGCUAAAUUACGUAGUGAAUUAGAUGUUGUGCAAAAUAAUAUACAAGUAUUUGGUGAAAUGUUGGUUACAUUACAACCGGGUGAAGAACAUCCACAAGAUUUAGAUUUAUUAUUGGAAUUACAUAAAACAUGUAUACAAAUGCAAGCACGUAUUAUCGAUUUACUUUCACAAGUUUCCAUUGAUGAUAUGACUGUUGAUCUUUUACGUUAUAAUGAUGAAUUUAAUAAUGUAUUAAAAACCUUCGAAAAUUAUAUGUUAGAACGUGAAAGACGAGUUGGUCCACCUUCAAUGCCAAUAUCAAAUCAAACAGCAUCAACACCUCGAAGUGUAAUCUCAACUUCUCCAUCAUCAACAUCAAAGACAUCAUCUUCUUUACCACGUAAUCAAGAUAAUGAACCAGCAUUAAUCAAAUUUGAUGAAGAAUCAUCAACAUUACCAAUUAAUUUACAACAUAUGAAUAUUAAUUCAACAUUAUCCGAUGCAAUACCAAAACAUACUCCACCACAAUCAACAAGAUAUAUGAGUAUUCAUUCUGCUUCAGUAACAACUCGACCUGUUUCAAAUCAUCAAGAUCCUGAACGUGAUGUUAAAGAAGUGGAACAAUGGUUAAACAUUUCAGGUGGCAAUAAUAUAGAUAAUAAUUCUCAUCAACAAGGUGGUACAACACAUGCAUUUAAUGAUUUUAUUGAUCAACGUGCAUCAACAGUACCUGAUCCACCAAUAUCAGAACAAGACAUACAGAUUAAUUUACAACACCCAUCAACACAAAAUCAAUCAAAUGCAUAA